Pistacia vera is the source of this 731-nucleotide messenger RNA. RefSeq lists its product as uncharacterized. The transcript is spliced from 4 exons. Bases 198 to 491 code for a protein of 97 amino acids. The record is from RefSeq and is a predicted model, not a curated record. Lineage: Eukaryota; Viridiplantae; Streptophyta; Magnoliopsida; Sapindales; Anacardiaceae.
UUUAAUACAUUGCGAAGCCAAACAAUACUUCUUCUAGUGUCACCGGACCAACUGUAAGUUUCUUUAUACUUACUAUUCUAGGUUUUCCGCGCGCCGAAGAAGGAGUAAUCUCAGUAUUUACAAGUUCUUUGAUUUGCUUUUUCAACUACAUACCACACAUAACACAACGAAUUAAUUGAGCUGUAAAUUGUAAGGUAAUGGGAAGUGAAGAGCCGAAAGAUCCAUUGAAAGGAGUUGACUGGAAAGCCAUUGGCACUGAAUUGCAGAAGGAUCCAAGUGCAGGUGUUAAGCCAGUAGUAAAGAAACGGCUUCCAAAAAAGGUUAGGCAAAUUCCAGAGUAUUAUUUCCUUCCUCGUAGAUCUCUACCCUCUGCCAUAGCAUUCUAUGGAUCAUGCAUUGCUGGUGGAAUUGGUGCUGGGAUGUUGCUGGAGAUCUGGAUAAAAAAGAAAGUUAAAGAGGAUGGAGGUGUUAUAUGGGAGUUUGACAAAUAGAGUGCAAAUGGCAUAGGAGGAUUUAUCCACCUGGUAGUAGUUUACUUUUCUUCGUUCUCUUUCUUUCUUAGGGUUGCAUAAUGAUGCUGGAAAAUAAACUAGAAGGGUGUAAUCCAAAGUGAAGGAUAUUUUGAUUGCCCCGUGUAAUUUUCUGUGUGCGUAUGUUGGACAAAAGAAUAUGAAUUAGCUGUCAGUCUUUGUGGCUCUUAUUCAACUAAAUGAUCAGUAGCUGUUAAUUUA